ACUGUCUGUUUCUCCGUUGGAACGAAUUCAGGAUUGGGAUAUUUGAAAUCGCAAAUCAAGAUGUCUGCCGAGCACAGCCCAGCUCUUGCGAGCAGUGAGAAAGGACACGAGAAGUCUGCCACGGCAGGACCAGACGUUAUCCUCGAUGAUUAUUCUGCUGCAGAAGGUUCCGACAUUCUUGCUCUUCCAAAUGACUUAGCACUCAAUGCCAAGAUACAUCUCGUAAACAAUGCAAUUGACGAAAUUGGGUGGACAAAUUAUCACUGGAAGCUCUUCGUUCUUAAUGGAUUCGGUUAUGCAGUAGACUCCCUCUGUCUGCUCCUCCAAUCGAUCAUUGCUACACAAGCUGGUUAUGAGUUUACUCCAUCAUAUUCACGCGCUCUCACGGUCGCUGUCUAUGUUGGUAUGCUCUUUGGAGCUCUUUUCUGGGGCAUCAGCGGAGAUAUCAUUGGCAGAAGAUUCGCCUUCAAUACCUCGCUAUUUCUCUGCUCCAUGUUCACCAUUAUUGCUGGUGCCGCCCCGAAUUGGGUAGCCCUUGCAGUUUUCAUUGCUUUGCUUGGAUUUGGGGGCGGCGGAAAUUUGAUUAUGGACACAACCGUCUUUAUCGAAUACUUGCCUUCGAACAAGCAAUGGGUCUUGACUUGGUUGGCUGCCUGGUGGGGAUUAGGACAAGCAAUUGCGGGCUUUAUUGCCUGGGGAUUUUUGUCACCUUUAAAGUGGAAUUGCCCCGAUCCUUUUGACAAAGCCGGCGUCAGGACAUCUUUCUGCCAUAAAGAUAGCAACAUGGGAUGGAGAUAUGUGAUGUAUACCAGCGGAGCGCUUGUAUUCGCCAUGAGCAUUGCUCGAAUUACAGUCAUUCGCCUCAAGGAGACGCCCAAGUACCUUCUUGGAGAAGGAAAAGACCAACAAUUGGUAGCAGAUUUCCAUGCGAUGGCAGCGAAGUAUAACCGACCCUGUUCAAUCACGAUCGAAAAGCUUGACGCUUGUGGAGUCAUCAACUCCGCCCAUGCCAAAAACGCGUUCUCAAUCGGAGAGUUGACAAUCCAUUUCCGGGGAUUGUUCGCUACGAAAACAAUCGGAUUAUCUACAGUGCUGAUUUGGUUGUCGUGGACCCUUAUAGGACUAGCCUAUCCUUUAUUCUACGUGUUCCUCAGCAGUUACCUUUCAUCUCGUGGAGCGGACUUUGGUAAUGUCUCAACCUACGAUACCUGGAGAAAUUAUGCUUUGGUCAACAUCAGCGGAAUUCCUGGUCCUAUGUUAGCAGGUUACAUGUGCAACUUCAGACUCCUUGGACGAAAAUACACGAUGGUUAUCGGUGCUCUGAUCACCAUGGUCUUCUUCUUCGCAUACACCGCAAUCAGAAAUGAAUCAGAAAACGUCGGGUUCAGCUGUGCAAUCGCCUUUUGCCUGAACAUCUACUAUGGCACGUUGUACGCGUACACACCGGAAGUGCUUCCAUCUGCUCAUCGUGCUACUGGAAAUGGCGUAGCCGUUGCCUGCAACCGCAUCAUGGGAAUUGUUUCUGCAAUCGUCGCGACUUACGCCAAUACCGAAACAUCAGUUCCUAUCUAUGUCUGCGCUGCUCUUUAUAUUGCUAUGGCUGCAGUUGCCGUUGCAUUCCCAUUCGAGCCAUAUGGCAAGAGAAGUUCAUAAUAGGCACAGGCUUGGAGGAUACUUAUUCUAGAUACCCGUUCGCACGAUAUGCACGCUUGUUUAACAUAAGCUACGAAUAAUGAG
Molecule: messenger RNA, 1737 nt
Organism: Mollisia scopiformis
Lineage: Eukaryota; Fungi; Ascomycota; Leotiomycetes; Helotiales; Mollisiaceae
Product: MFS general substrate transporter
Exons: 3
Coding region: 61-1653 (530 amino acids)
Biological process (GO): transmembrane transport
Molecular function (GO): transmembrane transporter activity
Source: RefSeq, a predicted model, not a curated record